Messenger RNA from Meloidogyne enterolobii, 227 nucleotides. NCBI's taxonomy places the organism in Eukaryota, Metazoa, Nematoda, Chromadorea, Rhabditida, Meloidogynidae. The record is from the annotation of a GenBank genome assembly.
AUGUUAAAAUUUUUGAUCAUAUUAAUAACAAUCCCGUCCUUAUUGGCUGACACUUGGGACUCCAAACCCUACAAGAGAGAAGAGUAUGUGGCAACAAUACAUAGGAGGACGCCUAUACCAAUAUGGCGGAGAACACCUUCAUCAAUAUUUCCUAACAGAGAUAAAGAUACUUCAGAGGAAAUACCAAUUUGACGGAAAACACCACCACCAAUGGACGCUAAAACCGG